This is a messenger RNA of Galendromus occidentalis (western predatory mite), 1649 nucleotides long. It is a transcript of the gene Coq6, whose product is annotated as ubiquinone biosynthesis protein COQ6, mitochondrial. The record is from RefSeq and is a predicted model, not a curated record. Gene Ontology annotation, biological process: ubiquinone biosynthetic process. Gene Ontology annotation, molecular function: FAD binding; oxidoreductase activity, acting on paired donors, with incorporation or reduction of molecular oxygen. The coding region runs from base 159 to 1571 and encodes 470 amino acids. NCBI's taxonomy places the organism in Eukaryota, Metazoa, Arthropoda, Arachnida, Mesostigmata, Phytoseiidae. Gene Ontology annotation, cellular component: mitochondrion. The transcript is spliced from 5 exons.
AGAGAGUGGACAGGAGACGAUUUUUCCGGUGUUCGAUUUUUCUACUGAUCGAGGUUUCUUCCACUGUUCUGGUGCAUAAAGACUGUCCGGAGCUCGAUUCUGAUUCUGUCCGCAGGACGACCUGGGUUAACAGCCGAGUGUGGAGCCUAUCGUCAGUCAUGCGUCUCGUGUGUCGACACAUCUCCACUUUCGGGAAACACUCAAUCACCAAUCACAAUCAUGUUGGCCGGAGAUUCCUUCACCGUGACAUAACUGUGAUCGGCGGCAAUCUCAUCGGCGCCGCAACGGCGGUAGCUCUGGCAGCGUCUCCGGCUUUCGCUCAGCGCGCCAUUUCAUUGGUCGAGCGACGAGACAUUAAGUUCCCCCAAAACCUCAAUGAAUGGUCCAAUCGAGUUUACGCGAUCACGCCCGGUACCCGAAGGUUCCUGGUGGAUCAAGGCAUUUGGCAGAAAUUAUCGCCCCAGCAGAAACACGUCUGCCGGAGGAUGGUCGUCUGGGAAAAUCAAAGCGACGCGGCCUUGGAUUUCCGGGGUUCGGAUCUUGUCAAAGACGACGAGGACGUGGAGCCUGACACCGUUUGCUUUAAUAUAGACCAGCACGCGUUGCUCCACGCUAUCUACGAGCGACUGAAGGAGCUACCGAACAUCGAGUUGAGAUCCAGAACCCGGAUCACGAACAUCGAGCUGCCGACGCUCGACCGACGGUCGUUUCCCCCGGAGAAAGUCACGUUUGAAAUCUUCGACGAGCCCGAGAAACACACGACUGACCUCUUAAUCGCAGCCGACGGAUUCAACUCGCAAAUCCGAAAGCUGAUGGGCGUGAAGAAUGUCUCGUGGAGCUACAAACAGAAAUCCGUGAUCGCCGUCGUGGAUCUGGACGGUCUAAGCGACGUCGACGGGACAGCCUUCCAGAGAUUCCUGCCCGAAGGCGUCGUCGCAUUGUUGCCGCUCGGGAACAAAAAAGCUUGCCUUAUCUGGUCCCUGGUUGACGACUGUGCCGAGCAAAUCCUCAAGCUUUCCGACGAAGAGUUCGUGGAGACCCUCAACAGGCACCUCACCGAUACGCUAGAUUACAAUCAAGGCGUGAUGUCCGUGCUGCACGGUACUCGGCUCAUCAUGAACUCCGUCGGGCUGCGACAGAGUUGCUCGAAAGUCACCCCCCCGAGAGUGGUGGCCGUUCAUCCACAGACGCGGGCGUCGUACCCUCUUGGUAUGGGUCAUGCGGUGAAUUAUGUCGUUCCCCGGACAGUGUUGGUCGGGGACAGCGCACACCGAGUGCAUCCUCUGGCUGGACAAGGCGCGAAUUUCGGCUUCGCAGACGUAGAGUGUCUCGUGAGGAAUCUCGCAGGGGCCGCUUUCCGGGGGGAGCAACCAGGAGACAUGAAAGCCCUGAUAGCGUACGAACGCGAAAGGCAACGAGCCCUUCUGCCCUUCCAGGUGGCGAUCGAAGGUCUGAUUCAUAUCUACCAGAACAAGAAUCUACCGGUGGUUCUCGCUCGCAGUCUCGGAGUCCAAAUCUUAGACUCUCUCCCGUAUCUGAAACACAAAAUCAUCCAGUUCGCGUCCCGGUAACUCAUGCCGCUGUAUUUUAUUCACGCUCAAAAUGGUAGCGUUUUAGGGCAGAGCAGGAAAUAAAGAUUCAAAGCUGUU